CUGUAACUCACAAACUAGACGGUGUUUGCGCACGGCUGGUCGCACGUGACGACUACUGGGGAGGGGUGGGGCUUGAGUGAAGCAGUCACCUCCCGAGGGAUGCGGGAUUGGCAAGGAGAGGAGGAAGAUUCCAUGGGCUGGCUGCUUCAGAGGAUUUUCCAGGGUACCUUUUGCUUUUAAAGAAGGAUGUGCAAGUUUAGACUGGAUACUUAUAGCACAAAAUUGGGAGCAAGUUGUGCAAGUUUAGACUGGAUACUUACAGCACAAAUUUUUUUCACCUCUGUUAUGGUAAGAUGAGGCUUAUUAAAGACAUUUGAAGAAUCCAAAUAUCAUCUUUCAAAAUGAGAAUAUUUGUUGCUUUUGAAGGACUCUGUGAGUCUUUUGAUAUUUCACCAGAGAAAACUGUGCAAGAUGUAAAACUGAUGAUAAAGGAUUAUUUUCAUGUUCCACUUUCUGAAGACAAAAAGGGCAGGAGAUACUUGGAGCUGAUAUAUGCAGGAGCAGUACUAAAGGACAACUGGGUACUUGCUGAUGUAGGCAUUACAGUUUCUUCCUCAGUUAAAUGUGUCAUCAAGGAAGAAGACAAGCCAAUUUUCUAUGUAUACAAUGCGGUCACUCAUGAAAAAUUGCCCAUAAGGGGAAGGAUUUAUCUUCUUUCAUCAAAGGUCUCAGAGCUGAAAACUUUAGUGACCUUGAAAUGUGGUUUUCCAAGUAGCAUUUAUUGUCUCAGGACUCCAGAGGGCAGGGAGAUGUUUGACUGCAAUACUCUGAACAAUUAUCAGUUAGAUAUAGGCACAACUCUUCAUUUGGAUGUUUGGAAUGGAUGGAGAGAACUCUUGACCAGCUGUAUCCUAGGAAGCAAACCCAAAAUCCAGUACUAUCUGUCAAAGGAAGAACCAAUACUCAGAUAUCAAAUGAAAGUAGCUCUUUACAUGGCAGCCUUUUUCGGACACCUUCAGGUUUCAACUUGGCUCCUGAAAAAGGGAGUGAAGCCCACUGAAACAAUAGGUGUACAUCCUUAUCGUGAAUGGUGCCAGGAAGACGAUCAUUCCAACAACAUGAAAAGUCCCGUUCAUGCAGCUGCAGAAGCAGGCCAACUUAUGAUACUGAAAGCAUUUGUUAAUUACAGUGCCUUAUCCCUUGAAUGUCAAAAUUCUGCAGGGCAGACUCCAUUGCAGCUAUGUAUCCAGCACAGACAUAAAGACUGUGUAUUGUAUUUAAUCACCAAGUUAUGGUCAGUGGUUUCUUACCCUACAUUCUCUCUGCCCAUGAAAAUCUAUAUUAAGUUAAAGUUGUGGCUUCUUAAAUCUCAAAAUAAUAUCUAUUCAUCCAAGAAGUGCAACCCUGCUGCAGUCUUCAGAACACGAGUUGGGGACGUUGUCUUUGUGGAUGGUUUCACAAAACCAGAAAUGACCUCCAGAGGCUUUUGCUCAGCCACGAUCAAACAUGCAAGCAGCAGAGGUUGUACACUGCCAGAUUUAAAUAAUCGCUUUCAACAUGAGCAAUCUUGGUACCAUGUGACCAUAUCUGAUAUGUACCUCAAGGAGAAAAAUGUUAGAUUUCCUCCAGUGGCAGGUGCAAAGAAGAGAGGUAACAAAGACAGACACUGCCAAAAAAGGAAGCCUAGGAAGAAGAACACACGGCUUAGUGAAGAAUAUAUGGACCAAAAUAUGUGUUUAGCAAGAGUUCCUCUACCUUCUAAUUCUGUCCUCAAGCCAGCUUAUUAUUAUUCCAUACCUAAUGUAGAGUUUCUGCUAAAUCCUUCUCUGGAUUCAUUUUCAAAAUACUGUGGAAGAACUCCAAGACAGAAUGCAAUUUACUGCUUAGCUAUAGCCAGUGAGUUUAAAGAGAAGCCUUGGCUGCAACAAUUGGACAUUGCAAGAACCCUAGCUAGAAAAAGUGUAUGUAACCCUACAUACUAAGAAGACUCAGAUGAAAUAUAUAUAAUAGACUAACCAAAAAGGUUUACAGAAACAAUGCAUCUUGCAUUGUUCCUAUCUUAAUACAUAUACUGAAAAUACUGGAAUAUUCCCUUUUCCACUCCUUCCAAUGCAUUGAAGUGCCAUUCACAUUUCAAAAGGAUUAAGCAUAACAAAAGGUUUAUAUAAAUAUGAAGCAGUAAUACAUAAUUUUUGAACAUUUUGGAUGACUCCUAUUGGGGAUUCUUUAAACAGAAACAUAGGCAAUCUGCACACUAAUUUUUCUGAAGCUUCAUCUGAAGCAAUGGCACUGAAAUGGAAUAGGUUGGAGACUUUGAGAAAGAUGAGGGUGAAGGUUCAUUCUCCGAGCUUGUGGCUUGGUUUCCAAACAUUUUGUUACCCGGUUGGUAACAUGUUCAGCAGGAUUUAGGGGAUGGAAGUGCCAGUGUUCCUCUGUUUAUAUUCUGUUUAACUUAUAAACAGAAGAACACUGACAUCCCCCUAAAACCCUAAACUGAAGACGUUACCUAGACUGGUAAUGAAAUGUUCAGAAACCAACCCACAAGCUCGGAGAACAAAUUUUCACCCUCAUCCUAUACCCGAGCUACAGAUAUUUGUCACUUGAGAAAGAUUGUGGUGGGCAAAGAAGUUGGUAUUCAGAGGAAUCCUCUGAAUACUAAAAAUAAUCUUAGCUUACAUAUUAUGUGGAUGAAAAUAUUUUGCAUGUCAAAAAGUACUAUCAUCCUAGCUUGAAGAUUGAUAAGUCUGAAUUCUACUAUAAUGCCAUUCCCAAAUUAGUCAGAUAUAAUUGAUCCUAAUUUAUAAAACAUUUUUGAUGCUUUUGAAAUGUAUUUCUGCUACUACUUAGAAUUCAUAUGUUCCUAUUAAAUCAUUAUUGACAUAUCAA
Crotalus tigris (Tiger rattlesnake) is the source of this 2826-nucleotide messenger RNA. RefSeq names its product ankyrin repeat and ubiquitin domain containing 1 (gene ANKUB1). Lineage: Eukaryota; Metazoa; Chordata; Lepidosauria; Squamata; Viperidae. Gene Ontology annotation, molecular function: protein binding. The transcript has 7 exons. The record is from RefSeq and is a predicted model, not a curated record. The coding region runs from base 342 to 1922 and encodes 526 amino acids.